Molecule: messenger RNA, 1862 nt
Organism: Doryrhamphus excisus (bluestripe pipefish)
Lineage: Eukaryota; Metazoa; Chordata; Actinopteri; Syngnathiformes; Syngnathidae
Source: RefSeq, a predicted model, not a curated record
AGAACAGCCAAACAUGAGAGCUCCUCGUCGCACCUGAAAUGCGCCAUGAAGUUGGGUCUGCUUGGGUUGCCAGCCGUGGAGACACACUCCGAUGAUGCCGAUCGGCUCUGCGUCGAGGAGCACAACCGACAAACUGAGGAGAAUCGGUGGCCAUUGUGUUGCGAUACGUCACCGCCGACAACACCGUCGCCGAACGGUUCCUGCAGUUUGUACAAGUGGACGACAAAACCGCCGCUGGCCUCUCCGACGCCAUACAUCAGAUUCUUGAACCCUUACGGCUCACGGAGAAACUUAUCUCGCAAACUUAUGACGGAGCCGCGAUGUUGAGUGGUGGCGAAGGCGGCGUCCAAAGCAUUCUGACUUCGAGAUACCCGAAUGCGGUGUUUGUGCAUUGCUACGCGCAACAAUUAAAUGUCACAUUGCAACAAGUAUGUUCUUCAAGACUCGGCGAGCUGAAGGUGUUCUUUGCUGAUUUAGCUGGUUUUGCGACUUUCUUCACGUCCCCCAGAAGAGCAGUCGCUUUAGCGCGGGCGUGUGAAGGCAACAUACAGCGGCCGAGAUGGAACUUUAAAAGCAGGACCGUUAACGCCGUGUGGGACAGUCAGGAAGCAAUACUAGAAUGUUUGGAUGGGAUCCGCACUCAACCGGGAUGGGAUAGCGUGAGCGUUAGCGAUGCGUUCAGCUUGUCUAUGCACUUGAAGGAGCCUAUGUUUCUCCAACUGCUGCAUUUCUUCGCAGAAGUCAUGCCGGAAGUCGAUGUUCUCCAAAAUAUACUGCAAAACCGGGAGAUAGAUGGCUCGGUUGUGAGUUGCGCUGUGGAGAACUUCAUAGCCAACAUGAAGGAGGUGAGAGAGAGAACAGACGUAAUCGCCGACCAAGCCGGCGAAGCCGAAGCCAAACGCAGGAAAACCAACACGGCCGAAAUUAUGAAGAAGGCUUGUGAUAGCAUGAUCGCACAAGUGGAGGACAGGUUCUCCAACAGCGACUAUCUGAUUGCAGCGCAGCUGGUUGACUGCUCGUUGUUCUCAAAAUUCUCCGAGACAUUUCCGUCGGCGCAACUCAACUGCGCUAUCAAACUGUGGCCCGCCGUUCUUAAAAACAAGGAGAAGUUACAGAGUGAGCUGAGUAUUCUCUACCAACACAAACAGCUCUACGGGGGGAAAUCCACGCUCUCUCUGCUGCAAACAAUAUGCGACAAUAGUCUGCUGGAAAUCUUGUCCGAAACGUGCACCCUGCUCAAUCUCUUUCUCGCAACUCCUAUGGGAUCCCCCGACUCGAACAGGAACCUUUCCACCAACGAAAGGAUUAUGACUUUUGCGAGAAACUCGACGGGGAAACAGCGACUGAAUGCUCUUUGCAUGCUUUCCAUCGAAAACCAAUUUAUCCAGGGGCUAACGGAUUUUAACAUUAAAGUCAUGGAGAAGUUUGCACGUUCAAACCACCACCACAUUUCAUUCAUAUUUAAAUGAGCCACAAUGCGUAUGUAUUAUGUUGGACACUAUAGACCAGGGGUCUAGUUUGAGGCCCCCGCCUUGAUAUGAAAGUUUAAUGUUAGUGCAAGUUUGAUACGGAUGCUGUAUGGUAUCAUGUACCCAGAAAAAAUUAUUACGUUUGAUUAAUGUUCAUGUUAAAGGUUAAAUAACUGUUCAUAGUUAUCCUCCCUAUCCGUGUGGAAGUGGUAAGUUUUUGGCUAUUUAAGUUUAAAGGAAAUAACUUGAAGGCUACCGUUUAGGUCGCUAGCUCUCUAGUUUGCGAGUUAGCAUGUGUCUCAAGACCCUGCAGUUGCGCAAUAUGUUGUAAAUAAAAAGAGUAUAAAUGUGACUAUAGUCGUGUUUUGUCAUGUCUACAGGGCUCUAAUAAUG